Brassica rapa (field mustard) is the source of this 1760-nucleotide messenger RNA. Its product is annotated as delta-9 desaturase-like 1 protein. The record is from RefSeq and is a predicted model, not a curated record. NCBI's taxonomy places the organism in Eukaryota, Viridiplantae, Streptophyta, Magnoliopsida, Brassicales, Brassicaceae. Gene Ontology annotation, biological process: very long-chain fatty acid biosynthetic process. Gene Ontology annotation, cellular component: endoplasmic reticulum membrane. Gene Ontology annotation, molecular function: palmitoyl-[glycerolipid] 7-desaturase activity.
UAGAUAAUAUCACAUAUAUACAGAUGAAAUUCUUUGUGUUUCCAAAAAAAAAAAAUACAGAUGAAAUUCUUUAUAGAGCAUCUUUGUUAGACUAACCUCGUAUUGUUAAUUUAGGCAAAAAAAAAACUUCGUAUUGUUAAGCCUUUUACAAAUAAAAAACUUUGUAUUGUUUAUAACAAAUAUUUUUAUUUGGUUUUUACACAUUUUCUGUUUUUUAGUACCCAAAAGGAUAUUAUUACUUGGCGUAUCACGCGUACAAAAUAUUUUCCAAUCUUAAACCUUAAACGUUAAGAGGCAUCAAAAUGCCUGUAUUGUUAUGACGUAAAAGCAUUCGAAAAAACUUUUUAUUAAAAUACCAAACAAAUGUCCAGGUUUGUACGUGUGCCUAUUAUGCUUAACUCUUAGUUCUCGGACUAACCAAUCAACCGGGAUCGCUACGCAAAACAUUAACGAAUGCUCCUAUUAGAAAAUAAUAAAAUUAGCCAACCAAUCGCUUGAUUAUUUUUAAAAUUAAAUCCUCGUUUGGAGACUAGGCAAACACGAGGGGAAGUGUACACGUUUAUUAUUUCGUUGUUAAACUAAGAUAUGAUUACUCAAAUCCAGCUUUACGAUUCUGAAUAUCCACAACAUUCAGCUAUAUAUAUAAUCACAAUCUUUGCUCAACCAUAUAACUCACCAAAUCUCAAAACACAAACCAUCCUUGAUGGGUGGCACCAAGGAGAAUGGCUCUGGCUCUAGCCGAAAAGCAAUGCGUAAGGAAAAAAGAGCAUAUUUUUUUAGAAAAUGGACAAGCGUCGAUUUAAUGAGAGCUUUAAGUGUUGUGGCCGUUCAUUUGUUGUGUGUCCUGGCUCCUUUUAACUACAAAUGGGAAGCUCUCCUGUUCGGUUUUAUUCUCGCUGCAGUGACUAACCUCAGCAUUACGUUCUCGUACCAUAGAAAUUUGACUCACAAGAGCUUUAAGCUACCUAAAUGGCUUGAAUAUCCUUUUGCUUAUUCUGCACUUUUUGCCCUUCAGGGUCAUCCAAUAGAUUGGGUGAGCACACAUAGGUUCCAUCACCAGUUCACAGAUUCUGACCGUGACCCACAUAGCCCUAUCGAAGGAUUUUGGUUCAGUCAUGUCCUGUGGAUAUUCGACACCAGUUACCUCAGAGAAAAGUGUGGAGCACGUAACAACGUGAUGGACUUGAAACAGCAAUGGUUCUACAGGUUUCUACAAAAAACAGUUGGUCUCCACGUCAUGGCGUUUUGGACCCUCGUCUAUAUAUGGGGUGGUCUACCUUACCUAACUUGCGGCGUGGGUGUUGGAGGAGCAAUCGGUUACCACGGGACGUGGCUCAUAAACUCAGCAUGUCAUAUUUUGGGCUCGAGAGCUUGGAACACCAAGGACACAUCACGUAACAUUUGGUGGCUAGCACCAGUGACGAUGGGAGAAAGCUGGCACAACAACCACCAUGCCUUUGAGGCCUCGGCUAGGCACGGACUGGAAUGGUAUCAGUUAGACAUAACUUGGUACCUUAUUCGGUUCUUUCAGGCUCUCAGUUUAGCCACCGAUGUUAAAUUGCCUUCAGAAGCGCAGAAACGCAAGAUGGCUUUUUAAUCUCAGCUCUAAUUCUAGCUAUUUCAUUUUCAAUUUUGUUUUCGCUCAUCACACGCUCACUUGUUAUUAUGUAAAACAUUUGCGAAUAAUAUAUGGUCUAAUAAAUUUGUAAAACUGGUCGAUUCAGAGUACUUAAGUUAACUUAAUAAAGUGCAUUGCACAA